Molecule: messenger RNA, 543 nt
Organism: Encephalitozoon hellem ATCC 50504
Lineage: Eukaryota; Fungi; Microsporidia; Unikaryonidae
Product: putative interB family protein
Exons: 1
Source: RefSeq, a predicted model, not a curated record
AUGAGGAGGCACCUUGAGAAGGUGUCGAGGGAUGCAUUGCGUGCAUGGGCUCAGGAGGGUCUUACGUUUGGUGAGGUUGUGUUGAUGGUUUAUGAUAGGGUAUUUGAGUGUGAUAUUGAGAGAUGGAGAUGGGUAGUUUGUGCGGAGAGUAUAGUGUGUGAGGCGUCUGUGAGUAUGUACAGUAAGCUUUUGCCUGAGGAGGUUUUAGGGAUAAUAGCUGAGAGGUUUGUGAGAAGAUGUGCCAAGGAAGGUGGAGAUGAAGGGUCUGGAAACACCAGAGGAUAUGCUGAUUGUGGGGUGAUUGAUGUUAGAUUAUUUGUAGAUGCGUAUGUCAAGCAUGGUUCUGAGGUUAUUUCUGAGAUAGUUAGGCAGAUGAUGAUGGGGAAGGAUGGAAAGGAGAUUGAUAGUGAGUAUGUUGAGAAGGUUGUUCGAGUUGUUGAUGGGAGGAGGAGAAGAAGGGAGAUUGAGGCUAGUAGGCAUGCAGCUGAGUUGCUAGGGAAGGAAUUGUCAGGUAAGAAGAGUAAGAGGAAGAGCGGGGGGGGG